Messenger RNA from Bufo bufo (common toad), 2356 nucleotides. It is a transcript of the gene SLC18A2, whose product is annotated as solute carrier family 18 member A2. The transcript has 16 exons. Gene Ontology annotation, cellular component: terminal bouton; synaptic vesicle membrane. NCBI's taxonomy places the organism in Eukaryota, Metazoa, Chordata, Amphibia, Anura, Bufonidae. The record is from RefSeq and is a predicted model, not a curated record. Gene Ontology annotation, biological process: aminergic neurotransmitter loading into synaptic vesicle; transmembrane transport; xenobiotic transport. Bases 63 to 1598 code for a protein of 511 amino acids. Gene Ontology annotation, molecular function: xenobiotic transmembrane transporter activity; serotonin:sodium:chloride symporter activity.
UCUCCUCCGCAGCCGGACAGGAGGCGCUUCCCAGGAGCCCAGACCAGAGCCUGGUCCUCGCCAUGUCCCUGACAGAGAUCGGCCUCCUGCGGUGGCUCCGGGAGGGCCGGCAGUCCAGGAAGCUCAUCCUCCUCAUCGUCUUCAUCGCCCUCCUACUGGAUAACAUGCUGCUCACUGUGGUGGUUCCCAUCAUCCCCAGUUACCUCUACACAAUGAGCCAUGAACCUAAUAACAGUGAAAUUCAGUGGGGAACGAGUCGGCCUCCAACAUCCUCCAGCUUCCAAACCAUCUUCUCCUACUAUGACAACACAACCCUGGUCACAGAGAGGUCACAGUCGGAGGGGGCAGCCGUAGAACCUACCCAGGGACCUGAACAGUCCAGCACAUCCCCGUCCGACGACUGCCCCAAAGCCGACUCCACCUUGUUGAAUGAAAAUGUGAAAGUCGGCUUACUGUUUGCAUCAAAAGCAACUAUCCAGCUGCUGACUAAUCCCUUCAUAGGGCCUUUGACCAACAGGAUUGGGUAUCAGAUCCCAAUGUUUGCUGGAUUCUGCAUCAUGUUCCUCUCCACAAUCAUGUUCGCCUUCUCCGGGACUUAUACUUUGCUUUUCAUUGCGAGAUCACUGCAAGGAAUCGGCUCAUCCUGCUCAUCUGUGGCAGGUAUGGGGAUGCUCGCCAGUGUGUACACAGACGACGAGGAGCGAGGCAACGCCAUGGGCAUUGCGCUGGGAGGACUCGCUAUGGGAGUACUGGUGGGACCUCCAUUUGGAAGCAUCUUUUAUGAGUUUGUGGGGAAGACAGCUCCGUUUCUGGUCCUUGCCAUUCUGGUUCUCUUUGACGGAGCUCUCCAGCUCUUCAUUCUUCAGCCUUCCAGAGUUCAACCAGAGAGUCAGACUGGGACAUCACUAUUUACUCUCCUGAGAGACCCGUAUAUCAUCAUUGCAGCAGGAUCUAUCUGUUUUGCGAAUAUGGCGAUCGCCAUGAUGGAACCGGCACUGCCGAUCUGGAUGAUGGAAACCAUGUGUUCCAGGAAAUGGCAGCUCGGUGUGGCCUUCCUCCCGGCCAGCAUCUCAUAUCUCAUAGGCACCAAUAUCUUCGGGCCCCUCGCUCACAGGAUAGGCAGGUGGUUGUGCGCGUUCAUCGGGAUGAUGCUGGUGGGGAUCAGCGUCAUAUGUGUGCCUUUUGCUAAGGAUAUUUAUGGGUUAAUUGCACCUAAUUUUGGAGUCGGAUUCGCCAUUGGGAUGGUGGAUUCAUCGAUGAUGCCCAUCAUGGGUUACCUCGUGGACCUGCGCCACGUCUCCGUCUAUGGCAGCGUUUACGCCAUUGCAGACGUGGCCUUCUGUAUGGGGUUUGCAUUAGGGCCGUCAGCUGGAGGCGCUAUCGCUAAAUCCAUUGGGUUUCCCUGGCUGAUGACGAUUAUCGGAAUAGUCGAUAUCAUCUUUGCUCCACUUUGUUUGUUCCUCAGAAGUCCUCCCGCCAAGGAAGAGAAGAUGGCCAUUCUCAUGGAGCACAACUGCCCGGUGAGGAAACGCAUGUACACGCAGAACAGCACGCAGCCGUAUUACGCCGCAGAUGAAGAGUCAGAGAGCGAUGAAUGAGCGGGGACUCUGCUUCGCAGCUAGUUGUUCGUACAUUUCAUUGUUGUAUCAUUGGUCUAACAGUGACAUAGUAACAAGCCAAAGGUCUAUUGUCCUGUCCUAGCAGAGUGGCGUUUCAUGGGGUGAGACUAUAAACAGCAAGUGUCAUUUACUGAGCCUAUGUGGCCCCCUGCAGACCAGGGUCCUACUGGUACAAUCACUGGUGUCAUAUAUGUGCAGUCUGACUGUGUCUUUAUUAUUGUGUUGGGCUGAACAGUCAGAAAUAUAAUGACCGCCAAGUCUCCAAUUAUCGCCGCGCUCCCCAGCUCGCACUCUCCGUGUAGACUCACACAUGAACGCCACCCGUUCUCUUGUAGCUAGAUGUGAUGUACGAAAUCUACUCACAUUACCAACCGCCUUACUGGGUAACGGACACACAAGCUUUUCUAGACCCGUUUCUAUAAAUAUUGUUGAGAAACUUUAUUUUAUGUAUUUCAUUUUAUUACAUAUUAUGCAAUAUAUUUUUAACUACUGUAACUGUAAUGUAAAUGUGUAUAAAACUAUUAAAACCCAAGAAUGUCCUGCGUCUGACUGUGUGACAAUCACUGGUGACCCUCGUCUGACUGUGUGACAAUGACUGGUGACCCGCCUCUGACUGUGUGUAACAAUCACUGGUGACCCGCCUCUGACUGUGUGUAACAAUCACUGGUGACCCGUGUCUGACUGUAUAUUAUCAUUGAUGACCCGCCUCUGUGUGUGAUAAUUACUGGUGACCCGCC